Apodemus sylvaticus (European woodmouse) is the source of this 3421-nucleotide messenger RNA. RefSeq names its product NAD kinase 2, mitochondrial (gene Nadk2). Lineage: Eukaryota; Metazoa; Chordata; Mammalia; Rodentia; Muridae. Gene Ontology annotation, cellular component: mitochondrion. The transcript is spliced from 13 exons. The record is from RefSeq and is a predicted model, not a curated record. Gene Ontology annotation, biological process: NADP+ biosynthetic process; NAD+ metabolic process. Bases 237 to 1589 code for a protein of 450 amino acids. Gene Ontology annotation, molecular function: NAD+ kinase activity.
AGGCCACUGCGCAGGCGCCUAAGGAACCGGAUAAACAAACAAAUAAAACCCACCGCCUGCGGGCCAUCCCCGAUCCCCGCCUCCCCGGUCCUCCCGGGGCUCCCCGCCCGCGCCUGCGUCUGAGCACGUUCCCCCCUAGUGGCGCGUUCCACGCACGUCCCCGCACUUAACCUCUGCGCGCCCGGCGCGGUGCUGGCGGCGGGGAGCGCGAGCCUGCAGCCGCAGCCCCGCGGACCAUGACUUGCUACCGGGGCUUCCUGCUGGGCAGCUGCCGGCGCGUGGCGGGUGGCCGCGCGGCUCUGCGGGGCUCGGGCGCGGACGGCCGGCGGCACUUGGGGCACGGGCAGCCGCGCGAGCUGGCGGGCGGUGGUAGCCCCGCCGACGGCGGCUUCCGCCCCUCGCGGGUGGUGGUGGUGGCGAAAACCACCCGCUACGAGUUCGAGCAGCAGCGGUACCGCUACGCGGAGCUCUCGGAGGAGGACCUGAAGCAGCUGCUUGCAUUGAAAGGCUCAAGCUACAGUGGACUACUUGAGCGACAUCAUAUUCACACCAAAAAUGUAGAACACAUAAUUGAUAGUUUACGGGAUGAAGGAAUUGAGGUUCGCCUGGUCAAGCGGAGGGAGUACGAUGAAGAGACUGUCCGAUGGGCAGACGCUGUCAUAGCUGCGGGAGGUGAUGGCACCAUGCUUCUGGCUGCAAGUAAAGUUCUGGACAGACUGAAACCUGUCAUUGGGGUCAACACUGAUCCGGAACGGUCUGAAGGCCACUUAUGUCUGCCCGUGCGAUACACACAUUCCUUCCCCGAAGCCUUACAGAAGUUCUCUCGUGGUGAGUUCAGGUGGUUAUGGAGGCAGCGAAUCAGGUUAUAUCUGGAAGGGACUGGCAUCAACCCCACUCCUGUCGACCUUCAUGAACAGCAGCUGAGCCUGAAUCAGCACAGCCGAGCCUUUAACAUCGAAAGAGUGCAUGAUGAAAGGUCGGAGGCGUCGGGACCGCAGCUUCUGCCGGUGAGAGCCCUCAACGAAGUCUUCAUUGGGGAGAGCCUGUCCUCCAGAAUGCCUUAUUGUUGGGCUGUAGCAGUGGACAAUUUAAGAAGAAAUAUACCCAAUCUAAAGGGACUGGCUUCCUACUAUGAAAUUUCAGUUGACGAUGGCCCAUGGGAGAAGCAGAAGAGUUCUGGGCUCAAUUUGUGUACUGGAACAGGAUCAAAGGCCUGGUCAUUCAAUAUUAACAGGGUUGCAGCGCAGGCUGUUGAAGAUGUCUUAAAUAUUGCAAGGCGACAAGGAAAUCUGACACUUCCAUUGAACAAAGAAGUGGUAGAAAAAGUGACAAACGAAUAUAACGAGUCAUUGCUCUACAGUCCAGAAGAACCAAAAAUACUUUUCAGUAUUCGAGAGCCAAUAGCAAACAGAGUUUUCUCAAGCAGCCGUCAGCGUUGUUUCUCCUCGAAAGUUUGUGUUCGCUCUCGAUGUUGGGAUGCCUGCAUGGUUGUGGACGGAGGAACAUCUUUUGAAUUUAACGACGGAGCAAUUGCUUCAAUGAUGAUCAAUAAAGAAGAUGAGCUCCGAACUGUGAUUCUCGAGCAGUGAAAGGUUUCCUCAAGCAACAGACUUGAUUACUGGAGACAUUUCUUCCUGCAGAUACACAUGACCAGCCAUAGACCGACCUUGUCACGGUUAAUGACGGCCACCAGUCGAGUCAAGGUGACAGAAUGGGGGAUGCGAGUGCUCUCCUGCUGAUUCUGACAGAUAAGAGCUGCUCACCGCGAGACAGAUGGACUAAUUGGACUAGAAUUAUGUGAAAGUUUCUGUAUUAUUUACAGUUGGUAACCAAGAGCAUCGAUACUCUUUAGAGACAGGUUGAAUAAAGGAGUAAGUAUUUAGGAUUUGAAAUUUAACUGUACAAGUGUUUUCUUCCUAACAUUGUGGAAUUGGCUACAUGUAUCAGUUGAUUAGUACAUUAUUUUUAUAGUACCUAAAAGCAAAGAUUUUUAAAAAUUUUGAUGAUGGAGAAUUUUGAUAAAUCCUGAUGUUGACUUAACUGAAGGUGGUUAAUGUGUUUUAUAUAGCUAAGAAUUUUCUAAUUGUAGGAAACCAUGAUGAAAUCACAAUUGAUUGAAUAAGGGGGAGCAUUUUUAAGAUUAUUUGUAGACAAAUUCUGACUUGUUUUGGGUAAUGUCAACAAUGCUAGAUGAAACACAUCUGUGGGACAUAUCAUGAUGCUUUGUAAAGGUAUUAAUUUCCAUAGUAAUUGUUGUUUAGACAAGUAACUGAGUCCAAUAGCCCCUUUCCUGUUUUUGGUUUCGAAUUUCUAUGAAAUCAAGGAUUAGAAGAAUAAUCAAUGAUUGUGUUCUGUUGGGAGUUCAGUGAAAUGUUCAAAAACCCUUCCUUUAGUAUUAGGAAUGAGUAAACACCUAAGACAUAAUUUUGGAAUUGCCUUGAGAUAGUAUUGUGAUUUCCUUUACUGUAUUCUAAAGUUUAAACAAUAGCUUUGCGGGAUCAAACACCAGAACUUCCCCAUCUUCUGGUAUGAAAACCACUUUAGUUUUAGAGGAAAAUAUUUUAAUUCUUGAUUUUAUCUUCACAAAAAGCUCCCAAAAAGCUAAAUAACAGGUGGAAUUUUCAUGCCAGUUUUUUCAGACGCGUGUGUAUUUUCACUUGGUGAAAUUGCUUUUUUAUUGACAAAAUGUUUAUUGAAGACUCAUUCUGUGCCAUCUAUCAUAUGUAUAUAUCUGUAUCAUGUUAUAGACAUAUGAUACAGUGAAGUGUCGCAUAGACAGUGAAAUAGACUGUGUAUGGAACUUGAGCCUAGCGGGCUCAGAAGUCACAAUCUGGAGCUAGGGUGUGUGAUCAGAUCAAAUGCUCUUAGUUUUGCCAAACUUAACACGCUGCUCUUAACAAUUAAAAAUGAAUGUCACUCUGUGAGGUAAUUUAGAUCUGUCUAGGUUCUUGUGUUUAUUCAGAACACUUUCCUUGACUAUCUAAAGAAGAAAAUAAUUUAGUGUUUUUUGCUGAGCCAACUCUAAUUUCUAGUUUAACUUUUUUUUAAAAAGGAUAUAUUUAAGAUAUCCCUUUAUAUGAAAGUUAAAUUCUACAUGAUAGAGAAUUCCCCUAAAAGGCUUAAAAUACCUUGUUAGAAAAAAGAUGCCACUCUCAUCCUUAAUACACUAGGUCUGGUUGUCCAUGAUUUACUACAUGUCUACUGAUAAUGGACUGUUAACUGGUAACUAGCUGCUACAAUUGGAAAGGUGUUGAAGUUACCUCCUAUGCUCCACCUAAGGUCUAGCUUCUGCUCUGUGGCUGGCAGGGACUUAUUUGUGGUAGACUAACGGGAAAGGAUGCGGGACUAUCAAAAGUGUCUUUAAAUGGGUUAACCUUUAAUGACCACCUUAUGCAAAUAAAAUCAAACCAUUGUCUAUUAA